UCUCUAACACCACCUGCGCACUCUAGCAUUCCCCACCUUCUCUCUCUCUCUUCCCUUAACCAAUGUCAACGACCACCCACCACCACCAUCACAACCCUCAUUCUUCUCCUAACCUACACCCCCAAUGUCCUCACCCACUCCCCGCCGCCGCUUCCCGCCGCUGUGCUGGACCGACGACGAGGCCCAAGCCCUCAUCUCCGUCUUCAAGGACAAGUGGUUCUCCCUCGGCCGCACCAAUCUCAAAGCCAACGACUGGGAUGACGUCGCCGCCACCCUCGCCGCCCAAUUCCCCCUCGUCUCCCCCUCCAAGACGGCCGCGCAGUGCCACAACAAGAUCGAGAAGCUCCGCAAACGGUACCACUCCGAGAAGCAGCGGGCCUCGACCCGACCCGGUCGGUUCUCGCCUUGGGCUUUGUAUCGGUUUAUGGAGGAAUUGGAGGGCGAGUCUGGUAAGUCGGGCCACACGGCCAGUAAAGGUCAUAGGAAUUUGGCGCCUUUGUUUAAUCCUAAAAUGAAGUUGAAGAAGAAUGAAAGCUCAGGGUAUCUUCGAAAAUUCGAAGGAGUGGAUUCUAGUGGUGUUAAAGAUUUGGGAGGGGCUUCGGGUUUGUUGAGGAGUGUUAGAGAGGUUGAUCCAGUUGAAGAGACGGUAUCGUCGAUUCAGUUGCUUGGGGAGAAGUAG
Messenger RNA from Rosa rugosa (rugosa rose), 679 nucleotides. Its product is annotated as trihelix transcription factor ENAP1-like. Gene Ontology annotation, molecular function: transcription cis-regulatory region binding. The transcript is spliced from 2 exons. The record is from RefSeq and is a predicted model, not a curated record. Lineage: Eukaryota; Viridiplantae; Streptophyta; Magnoliopsida; Rosales; Rosaceae. Bases 125 to 679 code for a protein of 184 amino acids. Gene Ontology annotation, cellular component: nucleus.